GGCCUCCGCAACGCGGAAGUGCUGUCAACAACAACGCCGGUUGCAGCCGAAGGCGGCGGUGCCGAGAACGACGCGAUGGCCGAGAGCGAAGGCGCGCGAUACUGUCACAAAUGCUCCUACGUCUUCCUCAAAUUCAUGCUGUGCGCCUACGCCUUCAUCUUCUGGAUAAUAGGAGGAUUUAUCUUGAUCAUCGGCAUCUACGCCGAGGUGGAGAGGCAGCGCUACAAGACGCUGCAUGGAGUGUUCCUGGCCCCGUCCAUAAUCCUCAUUCUCCUGGGAAUCCUCAUGUUCGUGGUUUCGUUCAUCGGAGUCUUGGCUUGUCUGAGGGAUAAUAUAGGUCUGCUGAAAGUGUUCAUGUACACCCUGGCCGUGUGCCUGCUGCUGGAGCUGCUGGGAGGAAUCUUGGCUCUGCUGUUCCGCAACCAGACGAUCGGUUUACUCAACAAGAGCAUCCGAAAGGGCAUCGUGAACUACUACGAUGACCUGGACUUCAAAAACAUCAUGGACCAUGUGCAGAAGAAGUUCAAGUGUUGUGGAGGUAAAGAGUUUAAAGACUGGGAGGUCAACAUGUACCAUAACUGCUCUGCCCCGGGUCCGUCGGCCUGCGGCGUCCCCUACACCUGCUGCAUUGCUCCUAACCCUAAUGAAGUGACCAACACCAUGUGUGGGUACAAGGUUCUGGAUAAAGAGCGUUUACAGUUGAUCAAUACCAUUCAUAUCAGAGGCUGCACUGACGCCUUCUUCAUCUUUCUGAUGGACAACUAUAAGAUCAUGGCGGGUCUGCUGUUAGCCAUCCUGCUGCCACAGUUCACCGGGGUGAUCCUCGCCUGGCUGUACAUCACUCGUAUUGAAGAUUCCUCCCUCCAGACAGACGGGCUGCUCCCGGAGGACAGAGAAAUGAAGACCCACGGGCGCGUGACCAAUUGGUUCAUGUGUUUGCCAGUGUAUGACUGAGGAGCCUCUCUGGCCCACAUUCAGAGCUGGUCCUGACACAGCAGCUCCAGGUUCGCGUCCAGAACCACUGUGCUAAAAAAUUUAAAAAAACAAAAAAAGUUUUCUUAGAGAAUUAAUUUUUAGACUUUGAUAUAAAGUGUUUUUCAUUCAGCUUCACUGUUUGUAUGAGGGCCAAGUGUAUUAUUCAUUAUUGAGUGUGUUAAUAUAUAGUUUAUGGGUUGAUGCAUGAGUGCAUGUGUCUCAGGGAUAAAGAAAAAUAAUAAUAAGAUAUAUAUAAUGUGAUACAAAAUUUUAUUUUAUUCAUAACAAAUUUUCUUUCUAAGUUUCUUGCAACCUUUAUUUCUGCAGGACUCACUCAGGUAAACAGGAUAAGCUGAAGAUAAGGUAUAAUUAUCUGCAGUUAACAAAGUUGCCUUUGGAUUUGGCAUCAAGUCCAGAUGUUACACACGUGUCAUAGUAGUGUGAAUAAUGGGAAUUCAGUGGCACGCUGGAUUUUGUUUGCGUCACUGAUCACUGUCACAUGUCACCGUCUCAGCAUUUCUUCUCAAACCACAAAUGUAUGAACCAACCUUUGAUAGAAACAUAAACAUGGUGCAGAAUAACCGUCGUACCUUUAUCCUGCUAAUACUCAUACUCCUAACUGUGUACAGCAUGACAGACAUAUUACUGUAAGGAUGCAUGUAAAGUGCCAAGACUGCCUUUUAACAUAUGCAUUUCCAGAUAUUCGCCUCAGUUUGACUGUUUUGUUGCUGUUGCUUUGUGAAACCCUGGACGCGGUCUGCACCGCGCUCACGGUCACCGUGUGCCAGAGGAUCACGCGAAGUUGUUUUGCAGGUGGAAAAUAAAAUGACUAAACGCUG
This is a messenger RNA of Betta splendens (Siamese fighting fish), 1814 nucleotides long. It is a transcript of the gene tspan15, whose product is annotated as tetraspanin 15. Gene Ontology annotation, cellular component: membrane. Lineage: Eukaryota; Metazoa; Chordata; Actinopteri; Anabantiformes; Osphronemidae. The record is from RefSeq and is a predicted model, not a curated record. The transcript is spliced from 8 exons. Bases 76 to 954 code for a protein of 292 amino acids.